GUCUGACUUAAAAAUAUAUAUUGUUUCAUAUAUUUGUAUCAUAUUUACCCAGAUAUUGUAAUAUAUAUUGUACUAUAGUUACCCAUGUGCGUGUGAAAUAAAUUGUAAAUGAAAUCUAAUUUGAUAACUUCAGGUUCAAAAUAGUAAGCAGCAUUACUGUUUAUUUUUGUAAGAAGUUUUCCAAAUUAAAAAUAACAUUCAUUUUGCAGUGUGUCUAAGAAUGCAUUCAUUCAUAGUGUAUUAAAUUUAAAGAAUUUUCUUCAAAAGGAGGUUCAUUAUUUCUGCAGUUCUUUGUGUAAAAUAGAAAUAUUAUUAAAGUUUGUGGAAAAAAAUUUUUGCAUCUCAAUAUAAUUUAAAUUGAUCCUUUCACUGAUGCAGCAAUUAAUAAAUCAUAUUCUUGUUAUAAAGUGAUCAUAUUUCUACAGUAUUUUAUUUUGCUUAUUUAGAAAAUUUAGUCAAAGUAAGUGAUUUGAUUCAACAUGAUCAUUUUGAAUUAUGUGUUAUUGAAGUCCUCUUUGUGCUAUUAAAUAGUGAAAAUUAUUUUAAAUUAUUGCCUUCAUUUUAAUCAAUAGCUAAUUGUUUUUCCAAUUUCUACUUACAGCUAUUUGUUGCAAAUAAAAGAGAAAAAGCAAAAAUUUUAUUUUGAGUAGGAAAUUAUAUUUUUUCUUAUUUUUAUGCAUUUCUAUUAUAAUGUCAUUGCUAAGUGGAUAUAGUAUGUCUUAAUUUCUUGCAGCAUAUUUAUGAUUGUUAUUCUAGAGAUCUUAUUCAACUACACACAAUUUAUCUACACUUAUAAUUAAGUUUUUUCUCAGAAAAGUAAUCCUAUACUGUAAAAGUUUUUUUGAUCCUGCAAGAUAACCUUAUUCUUGUAAUAUAUGUAACUAGAUUUAUUUCUAAGAGAAAUAGUUUCACUAAACACUGCAAAUUUCAUACUGGUGAGAAAUCCUAUUCUUGUAGUAUAAAAAGAGUAUAAUAAGAGUUUUUUCACAAAGAGAUCUCACUAAACAUAAUCGCGUUAAUAUGGGUGAGAAGCCUUAUUCUUGUAGUAUAUGUAGUAAGAGUUUUUCACGUAGAAAUGUACUAACUGAACACAGUCGUGUUCAUACAGGUGAGAAGCCUUAUUCUUGUAGUAUAUGUAAUAAGAGUUUUUCACGUAGAAAUCUACUAACUCAACACAGUCGUGUUCAUACAGGUGAGAAGCCUUAUUCUUGUAGUAUAUGUUAUAAGAGAUUUUCAAAAAAAGGUAAUUUGAUUCAACAUAGUCAUGUUCAUACUGGUGAGAAGCCUUAUUCUUGUAGUAUAUGUUAUAAGAGAUUUUCAAGAAGAGGUCGUUUGACUCUACACAGUAGUGUUCAUACUGGUGCUGAAAAAGAUAGUCUAUUUAGGCACAUUCCAGUACAUACUGGUGAAAAACCUUAUUCUUGUAGUAAAUGUAAUAAGGGGUUUUCAAGUAGAGCUUAUUUGACGUUACAUAGUCGUGUUCAUACAGGUGAGGAGCUUUAUUCAUGUACUGUAUGUAAUAAGAGAUUUCCAACUGGUUCUAGUUUGACUAAACAUAGUCGUGUUCAUACUGGUGAGAAACCUUAUUCUUGUAGUAUAUGUAAUAAGAGUUUUUCUCAUAGAGAGAGUCUAUUAAAACACAUUCGAGUUCAUACAGGUGAGAAACCUUAUUCUUGUAGUAUGUGUAAUAAGAGUUUUACACAAAGAAUUCAUCUGACUCGUCAUAGUCGUCUUCAUACUGGUGAGAAACCUUAUUCUUGUGGAAUAUGUAAUAAGACUUUUUCGCAGAAACAUCAUUUGAGUAAACACAGUCAUGUUCAUACUGGGGAAUAAACCUUAUUCUUAUAAUAUAUGUUAUGAGAGUAUUUCACAAAUAGUUCUUCAAAAUAUGACAUUUGUGUUCUUACUGGUGAAAAGCAUUUUUCAUGCACUAAAUGUAAUAAGACUUUUUCAAGAAAGGAUUACUUAACUCGUCACAUUCAAGUUCACACUGUUUAGAAACCAUUUUCUUGUAGACAAAAAAAAAUUAUUUUUUUUACUUGAAAAGCAUCCAACUUAUUAUAAUUUUAUUCAUGCUGGUUAAAAACUGCAUUAUUUUGAUAUAUUUCAAAAGAGUUUUUUUUUCCUUUAAAAGACUGACUUUGAUGUUUAUAUUUGGACUGGGGAGAAACUUUUUUGUUGUACCAUAACUAAAUAAGAAUUUUUCUCAGAAAUGUCAUCUGGCUAAAUACAGUGUUGUUCCUACUAGCGACAAAGCAUAUCUUUGAAGUAUGUGAUGAAGUAGGUUUUUUUUAAAUAAUAGUGAUCUGAAUAUUUACACUCAUGUUGAUACUGGUUGAGAAACCAUAUUCUCGUAGAAUCUGUAAUAAGUCUUUCUUAACGAAAGCUAAUCAAACUAAUCAUUGUUUUGUUGACCCAGCUGAAAAACCUAAUUCUUGUUGCACGUGUCAAAGGAAUCUUUCAAAUGGCAUUCUGAUUCAUACUGGUGCAUUCAUUUUUGCGGCAUAUGUAAAAAGUGACUGACUGAACAUUGGCCAUUUCUCACUGAGGAAAAACUCUCUUGCUUCUAUUAUUGGUAAAAAAUUUCAUGGAAAUAUCAUUAGAUUUAACACAAUUUAAUGAAACUGAAAUGUUUUUUUCUUUUCAAAAUAUUUUAUAAUGGAGUUUUCAUUGUAUUUUUCUGAUUUUGUACUUAUGUAAUGCCUGUAAAAUAAGCUUCAGUAUUGAAAAGCUGUGGAUUAAAAUUAAAAUGCAUUCUUGUAAGCACA
Parasteatoda tepidariorum (common house spider) is the source of this 2768-nucleotide messenger RNA. Lineage: Eukaryota; Metazoa; Arthropoda; Arachnida; Araneae; Theridiidae. The record is from RefSeq and is a predicted model, not a curated record.